AUGGCGGUCCCAGCACCUAUGGUAGCCGAACGAAUGAAUAACCCGAAGAAUCCUGUCGUCUUUUUCGACAUUUCUAUUGGGGGUCAGGACAUUGGCCGAAUUCAGCUCGAGCUCUUUGCAGAUGUGACGCCUAAAACAGCGGAGAAUUUUCGCCAACUCUGCACGGGUGAGUAUCGCAAGGAUGGUGUACCCACGGGCUACAAAGGCUGCACUUUCCAUCGCAUAAUCAAGGAUUUUAUGGUCCAAGGUGGCGAUUUUGUCAAUGGAGAUGGAACUGGUUCCUGCAGUAUUUAUGGUGGCUCCAAGUUCUCCGACGAGAAUUUCAUAAUGAAACACUCUUCACCAGGGAUGCUUUCAAUGGCAAAUAGCGGAAAAGACACAAAUGGUUGUCAGUUUUUCAUCACCUGUGCUCCUUGUGACUUUUUGGACGGGAAGCAUGUUGUAUUUGGUCAAGUUGUGGACGGUAUGUUGGUGCUCAAGAAGAUUGAAAAUGUCCCCACGGGGCCUCACAACCGUCCCAAGGUCCCAGUUGUUAUUACUCAAUGUGGGGAGAUGUAG
Hydatigera taeniaeformis is the source of this 558-nucleotide messenger RNA. Lineage: Eukaryota; Metazoa; Platyhelminthes; Cestoda; Cyclophyllidea; Taeniidae. The record is from the annotation of a GenBank genome assembly.